Ophidiomyces ophidiicola is the source of this 4770-nucleotide messenger RNA. RefSeq names its product Vacuolar protein sorting-associated protein 8 (gene VPS8). Gene Ontology annotation, cellular component: HOPS complex; late endosome. The record is from RefSeq and is a predicted model, not a curated record. The transcript has 3 exons. Gene Ontology annotation, biological process: endosomal vesicle fusion; protein targeting to vacuole. Gene Ontology annotation, molecular function: protein binding. Bases 1 to 4770 code for a protein of 1589 amino acids. Lineage: Eukaryota; Fungi; Ascomycota; Eurotiomycetes; Onygenales; Onygenaceae.
AUGAGCUCCAUGACCGAAAGGGGUGGUGAUGAUGCAGUUCGCGACGACGCGAUUGAUCUCCAUGAUGAAGAGGAAGACCUACGUAUCGCUGCCGCAAAUGGACGCACCAAUGGAGUCGAAAGCCAGAGCGAAUUCGAUGAAUUUGUCGCACCGGAUGACCCGAUUUCGAUAACUAUAAGCAAAGAUGACGCCGACGGCUCGUCAGAACACCAUGACGGGACAGCUGAUUCUCCUAAAAGCACUGGCCCCAACUCUAGAAGCAUUGACGACAGAGACUCGAUCCCAGACGACACUCCGUCUGUCCAAGGUUCAAUCCAGUCGUCACCGGGAAGCGCGCUGGGUCGCCGGUCACCCUUCGCCGUAAGCAAUAGCCCUCACCGUCCCUUCGAUCGCCGAUUCCAAACCCGCCUCUCUAUCCCAGGCUCACCUCGACCACUAUCGCCCUCAUUUAUCCAACAGCAUUCGCGCCACUCUUCGCUAGCAAGCCAGCUACGAGCGGAUACCCCGGAUCUGCCAGAGGAGCCGUCUGCCGCGCCCUGGGAUGUUGUACGUUGGACGAAGCUUAGAAAGAUAGCGGGCCAGGUUCUCUCAGAAGCUGGCAAGCGGAAUUUUGGCCGUCUAACAUGUAUAGCGGUGUCUACAAACAUUGUUCUUGGAACGACUAAAGGAGUCAUACUGGUAUUCGAUUAUCAACAGGAUCUUAGAGCUGUUAUUGGACAUGGGUCCAAAGCAAUUACAUCUGGAGCUGUCACCUCACUAGCUAUCUCGGCCGAUAAUACCACCGUGGCUGGAGGCCAUGCUGACGGUGCAAUUUUUACGUGGGAAAUAUCAAAGGUGUCUAAACCGUUCCUACAUAUCCCUCCCAUAGCUUCUGGUCAGCAAGAUUUUAAACGGGGCGAUGGUCAUAUCGCUGGUGUGGCUGUGAUUCAUGUCGGAUUUCUGGGAACAAGACGUACUGCUUUGGUCUCUGCCGAUGAUCACGGAAUGGCAUUUUCUCACUUAGCCACCCGUGGCAUGGGUGCUGCCACCCGUACAGUAAGAACGACUCGGAUUUUGGGCAGAUAUCCCGAAAGUACCCUCCCCGUUGGUCGUUCUAGAAAGCCCAGCACUGUCCUCGCGUUCUCCCCUUUACCCCUAGGAAAUGUGGAACAGGGAACAGACUCUCUAGGUCUGGUCGCGAUGCUCACUCCAUACCUUCUCGUAAUUGUAUCUACAACACCAGUCGCUCAAACACAGCAUAAGGCAGCACGGCCCAAGGAAGUUCCCGCUCAUAGCGCAAUGACGGCGACGUUAGCAUGGUUUCCCGCCAUUAAACUGAAAGCAAAAGAAACAGCGAUAUCCAAAACGAAGCUGGUAUACUGCUGGUCCAACGUGCUGACUAUCCUCGAAAUCUCUGAGAUUGGGUCUUCAGAGUCUACAGACAAGGACAAGCCUCCAGCUUUUGAAUUCAGACCGGUUGCUCGUUGGCGAGCUACCGAACCAAUUGUUGCCGUUCAAUGGAUAAGUCGGUCGGUGCUGGCAGUGCUAACAAUUACCCAACAAUUGCUUAUCUUAGAGGAUAAGUCGCUAAGAGUGACAGACUCAUUUGACUUGCUGCACAAACAUAUUUUCCACUCUGACCUCUUUUCAAAGCAGCUUCACAGCCUUGUUGAACGCUUGGAUGAAGAUGAUCAGACAAUGCAUGGGGUGACGGCCGAUGCGUUUUAUAUGAGUUUUCGUGCUUACAAGGGAAGGCUUUUCCUUCUAGGGUUUAAUGACAUAUCCGUUGGUACCUUGUCAAACUGGGCAGAUAGACUUCUCGCACUAAUGGAGCACGGUGAUUUUAUUGGGUCCAUUCGCCUUGCGACCUCGUUCUAUAUCGGCACGUCGGAGAAACUUACUGUUGGCCUGCCGGAAGAAGACGAGCUUAGACAUGAGGUUGUGCAAGAAAAACUUCUGGAAAUGAUGGCCGCUUCGCUGAAGUAUGCGUUUGGAAAGAAUGAAGGGGCCGUCACGGAACGUCUUCAGCCUCCACAGCUCAAAGAACUCGCAGAAGUUUGCAUCAGUGCGUGUGACUUCAUGGGCGAGUAUGGGUUUUUAUUUGACGACGUAUAUCCAUGGUACGAGGAGCACGGAUUUGAAAGUGUAUUCUUGGACAUGCUGGAGCCAUAUAUUAUUAAGGGCACAAUUCGAGCACUACCACCAGACGUUGUCAAAUCUUUGAUUACCUAUUUUUCCACCAGUCAUACCACCAGUCGUCUGGAAGAAACAAUCUGUCUCCUUGAUACAAGCACGAUUGAUAUUGACCAGGUUACAAAUUUAUGUAAGCAUUAUAAUCUUUACGAUGCUUUCAUUUAUGUGUGGAAUCGCGCUAUUGGUGAUUACAUCUCUCCCUUAAAAGAAUUACUCAGUUUGGCUACCCAAAAUGCUAUAGUUGCUACUAAUGAAGACCCCAAUGGCGAAACAAAGGGUUACCGAAAUGCUCUGAAAAUGUUCCCAUAUUUGUCUUAUACCCUUACGAGUAGAAUUUAUCCGACGGGAGGCGAAUUGGAUGAGGCUGCAGCUUCAAAAGCGAAGGCGGAUAUCUACAGCUUUCUAUGCUUUGGAACUGACCCUACCUCUCCUGAAAGUCAUGGCGGUGACAGAGGUGAUCGUUCCUUCAAGUCGCUCCGAAUUAUGUUGGAGUUCGACACUCCAAGGUUUAUGAGCAUGCUAAAUGAGGCUUUCGAAGACGGAUUUUUGAAUGGUGCCAUUGAUGAAACGGAAAUGGGACAAUCACCCAGCAGCAGAACGAAUCGAGAUUUAAUAAUAAACCGUCAAUACUUGAUCAGCAUUCUUCUCGAGGUUUUGAUACCCUCUUCUGAGUUUACAACAGCCGACACAAUUUAUCUGGACAUGUUCAUUGCACGAAAUCUUCCGAAAUAUCCUCAGUAUAUAUUGCUUUCCGGCUCGAUUUUGCAUCAGUCACUUGUUAGACUGUGUAAUUACCCUAGUCCAGAUAUGCUGGAAGAUUGCCAGCUUAGUGCAGAAUAUUUGCUUUCAACUUACCGUCCUCCUGAUAUACUGGAGCUAAUACCCGUUUUCAAGGAGGCGAAAUUCUUUCGGAUCUUAAAGUCGACCUAUCGUGCCGAAAAACUGUAUCCUGAGCUAAUUCUCACCUACUUAGAUGACAGUGAGAACCAAGAGCAUGUGUUCAUUUGCAUUCGAGGCUGCCUGCGACAGACUUCUGCGCUAACGGCGAAACAACGCCGUGACGUAUACUCCGCCGUGAAAGAACACGCUGCUGCUCUGGCGCAUGUAGAUGUUAGUGAAGCGGCUCUGACCAAUCAAGCAGUAGCUGCUGACCUACAUGAAGUAUUUGUUGAGGCUCUUGAGCCGGACCCCAGCCUUCAGUACCAGUACCUUGAUGCCUUGAUCGGACCUGAAUGGAAAAAUAGCGGAGAGAAUUCUUCAACUACAAAAUUCAGCCAUUCUCUUAUUGAGCGUUAUAUCCAGCUCAUGUGCCAGUAUGAGCCUUCGAACGUCGCAGAAUUUGUCGACUCUACGAAAUCUGGGGAUCUUCAACUUGAAGCAGUACUUCCCACAAUUGAAAGCAGUGGAAUUAUUGAUGCAGUCGUGAUUCUUGUUGCAAAACAGGGGGAAGUUGGUGAUGCUAUGAAAAGAUUAACGGACCACCUUGUCACCCUUGAGACCGGCCUAUCAGGGGUUCUUCAACAUUCCGAUGAGAGCUCCAACUCCGUGACAUUAACACAAGCUGUGGUUGAUCUUGUUCAGUCGCUUGAAAAGUAUGUACGGGUGGGAAUUUGGCUUUGUAAACAAGAGACAAAAUCGGCGAAACAACCAUACGGAGAGGUCAAUAUACAAAAAAGAGGAUCUAUAUUUGAAUUACCUCUUUCCACUGAUGAAAAUUUAUGGCUCUCGCUUAUCGAAGCUGUGAUGAGGAUCACACAAAACCUCUCUCCUCUAUUGCAAGGUGGGACUGCUUGCGAGGAUGUCCCUUUGGCAAGCUCCUGGCCCCAAUCUGCUGACGGAAAACCUCUGCAACUUUCAAUUUUUCUUCGAAUGCUAGUGCAACAGGUGUUUACGGCUCUACUGACUGCUACCACCAAAUCUGGGCGUCUACCUAAUAACAAAGCAGAUUUGUCUUUUCUACGCAUCCUUCGCGCGUUUCUCAAACGUGCUGCCUCUGCUUCCCCGUCAUUGUCGGAACUCCGAGCGGUGAUUGCGUCCAUAUUGUCAGCAUACAGCUACGAAGAGUCGCUACUCUCGCUUGCCAAUUCAAUGUUGGAUAAAGAUCUUUUCGUGCACAUUGAUGAAGUUACCAAGCUCCGGCAACGCGGGUGGAGGGCGCGAGGGCAAAUAUGUGAGCUUUGCCGACGCAGAACCUGGGGCCCUGGAUCGGGAGGGCACGUAUGGGAAGCAUGGGUAGCAAAGCAGGUCACUGGUGCGAAACAAAAGCAGGACAGGCAGGGCGAAGAGAACAAGGAUCACAGCGCGACGUCGCGAGGGAAAGGGAAGGCUCUGGCAUCUUCAUCUGAGGUGGUAGCUGAAGCUCCAGCUGGAUCCGGGUCUGGUGAGCAGGGCGAUGCGGGAGAACCAAAAAGCAACGGCGGCGUUGGAGAGGGAGCAUUGAUUGUUUUUGGCUGCCGGCAUCUCUACCACCGCUCUUGUCUGGCAGACGAGCUUGCGCGGCGACGACAGGUCGGCGCUCGGGGUCCAGCGACGGGGCAACGAGGUUUCCAAGGCAGCGAGGAGUUCUUGUGUGUGAUAUGUACCAUACAGACAUCGUAG